UCCCACUGGAUGAUUAGCUCAAAGAACAAGAAGAAGACUACAAUGUGUGAACUGGAAAAAGAAGUAACGGUUUAUAUUAACAAAUUACUAUGCCUGCAACAACAAGACUGCAAAAAUAAUCAUGCUGAACUUGUGGAAAACUUAAGAUACUUAAGGAAUGUAUGUGCUCGAGGUCCUCUUGUGCAAAGUUUAAUUGCAACAAAUCAAUAUUUGCAAGAAUUUCUACAUAAUUUACUCUUCAACACGGACUACUACGGCGAUGAGGAGUUACACAAACAAGUUAGAACCAUCACCUGGCAAUUGAUGGCGAAUGUUAUUGUCAACAAUGAGGAAACACAAAGUCUCAUUUGGCACUAUCAUGGGGCAGCAAUUUUACAAAUGUGUUGCAAUCAACAAAAGCUUUUGGAUCGCAAUGUGGACAUAGGCCUUAUGAUUGUUUACAAUGUCAUGAAGUGCAGGGGAGAGGCUUUGCUUCCUUAUCCGCAUGUUUUAAAAGCCGUAGUUAAUGUUUGGCGAAAAAUCCUGGAACAAAAAUCCCCAUUGCAGUUUGAGUUUUUACACUUUAUUUUUGAAGAAUUUCUGGUGAAAGAUGGCCGCAGUUGUGUGAGAUCAUAUGCGCAGUUGGAAACCGAAGAAAAGCUGGCAUUUCUUGAUUAUCUUUUGAAUUAUUUGUCCCAUGAUAGCCCCAAUGGCCAAGCCCAUACAUUCCUCUUGCAGCAUAUAUCAAAAGAAUUUAAACUAAAGUCAGAUUGCAUUUUACGUUUGUCGUCUUUGAAGGAGGUUGAUCGCAUGAAACCCCGAGAAGCUUAUGCUUUGUUGCAAUGCAUUGCCUUGGCUUCUGGGUCGGAAAUGUAUUCACAAAUCUAUGCCACAGAUCAUUCUUUGUUUUUGAAUGUAUCAAGUUUGCUGAGAUGUUUGGUCCAGGUGGGGAAGGAAAUGGAAAAGAAUAUUUUUUCACCCAUGACCAAAUUGGAAGAAGUGGCACCAUCGUCUGGUAUAUCAGCAGAUUUUCAAGCGGAGAUUUCUUAUGAACUGAAAACCCUGUUGGUUAGAUGUGUGGCAAAUUUGCUAUAUAAAAAUCCCACAAAUAAAGGUUAUUGUUUGGAUACUCAGCUAAUGCCGGCAUUGUUCGAGUGUACCAAUAUGGAUGCAAGGAAUCCAUUAAUGAAAGAAUGGAGUAUUUUGGCCAUACGCAAUGCAUGUGAGGGAUGUCCAGAAAUUCAACAGGUUAUUGCAAAUCUUACCUCGCAGGGUCCAGCGCAGAAUGAUAUAUUGAAUGAACUGAAUUUGGACAUGGGCUCAUUGAGAAUAAGCCCAGGAAAAUAAAUUUACACAAAUUACACUUAAA
This is a messenger RNA of Musca domestica (house fly), 1348 nucleotides long. Its product is annotated as ataxin-10. The transcript is spliced from 3 exons. Gene Ontology annotation, cellular component: cytosol. The record is from RefSeq and is a predicted model, not a curated record. The coding region runs from base 10 to 1326 and encodes 438 amino acids. Lineage: Eukaryota; Metazoa; Arthropoda; Insecta; Diptera; Muscidae. Gene Ontology annotation, biological process: neuron projection development.